Racocetra persica is the source of this 451-nucleotide messenger RNA. Lineage: Eukaryota; Fungi; Glomeromycota; Glomeromycetes; Diversisporales; Gigasporaceae. The record is from the annotation of a GenBank genome assembly.
AUGUAUGAAGAAAUCGAUCGAAUCUUUGAUGAUGAUAAAACACGUCCCGUAACCUAUAGUGAUAUUGAAAAAAUGGUUUACACUGAAGCUUGUAUUAAAGAAACUCUACGAAUAAUGCCAGUAGUUCCUUUUCUUUAUAAGCGUGCACUUAAAGAUGAUACGGUUGGUGAUCUUAACUGGAAAACAAACCAAGACUUUUUUAUCAAUAUUCACUAUAUUCAUCAUAAUAAAGCAUAUUGGCCUGAUCCAGAAUCAUUUAUUCCUGAGAGAUUUUUAAAUAAUGUACAACCUGAAGAAAAUAGUUAUAUACCAUUUGGUGGAGGGAUUAGGAUAUGUCCUGGACGUCAGAUGGGAAUGAAUGGUGUUAAAACUUUCUUUGCCUUGAUGCUUAGAAAAUAUGAUGUCGAAUUAGUUAAUCCUGAUGAACCGUUAAAAAAGCUUAGUAGUUUAG